Mycetomoellerius zeteki is the source of this 2041-nucleotide messenger RNA. Its product is annotated as E3 ubiquitin-protein ligase MARCH8. NCBI's taxonomy places the organism in Eukaryota, Metazoa, Arthropoda, Insecta, Hymenoptera, Formicidae. Gene Ontology annotation, molecular function: zinc ion binding. Bases 779 to 1696 code for a protein of 305 amino acids. The transcript has 6 exons. The record is from RefSeq and is a predicted model, not a curated record.
CUAUUAUUGGCGAGACGUUACCCGACAGCGCUCACGCGGCCGGCCAUUGGCCGGGCGCGUCCAAGGCCGUGCCUACGUCACGUCAUGGCGGCAUAGCAGACGGACGGGUUCACGCGCAGCUGUAUUUUGACCGUUUUGCCGUGCGGGGGUGGAAGGGUCGCGCGCUGCGAUGAGGACGGCGCAUGGUGUUGUCGUCUCGCGAGUUAUUGCGGCGAGUGUCAGCGCGUUUCCACACUCGCGACGGUGUUACGUGCACGCCAGCCGUGCCAAGGCACGCGAUUAGACUCCGCUUGGCUUGGCUGCCACACUUCGACGCGCGCGCGCGCGCGCGGGCGCGGGCGCACACGCGGAAUCGCAGGGAGAGACACACCGAGUGAGCCUCCCGUUUGUCGUGUCAUUGACUCAGGGCGAAGUGUCAAAAUCUGACCCGUUUUCCGCCCGUUUUCCCUCCCUGUCAUCGCGAGUAAUAUUAAACACGGUCCGUGAAUAAUUUCGCCGCCCGGCGGAUCCUCGUCACUUGGCCGACGGAAGACUCCGACUCGCUCCGACCGAGGGACAACACAGGACGGGCGACUACGGUGGGCAGGAGCGUGUAUGUACGCUAUACAACAUUUUGAUGUUAAAGGCUGAAUAAUGCUUGAACGAUACGAAUAAAUAUAUAAUACUGCAAUUUUGGCGUCGAGACACAUACCAAAAAAACGUAAUAACCAUGUAUUCAAGAUACAUUUAAUCAAAUUUUAUUGUCAGUGAUUAUUAUAUUUGGCGAGGUUGGAGAGUAAUGCCGGUUCAUCAGAUUAAUGUUAAUCCGCCUGAUUGGCAACCACCAUUGUCAAUUAGUCCUUCCAAUAAUACGAGUCCCGCUGGUGGAGAAGCUCUAUCAGAAUGGAUACCACAGAAUUUUGCUUAUGGUACAGUAGUUACUAUCAUACCAGAUGAUUGCCACUCAUCCGUCAGCACAUUGUCUUCGACUAACCAUGAUAUUUGCAGGAUCUGUCAUUGCGAGGGUGAGGAAGGUGCCCCUUUGUUAGCACCUUGCUAUUGCAGUGGCAGUCUGCGCUACGUGCAUCAAGCUUGUCUUCAACAAUGGAUAAAAGCUUCAGACACGCGCGCCUGCGAAUUGUGCAAAUUCACAUUUAUCAUGCAUGCCAAGACAAAACCGUUUUGCGAGUGGGAGAAGCUCGAGAUGUCCGCGCUGGAAGUGCGGAAAUUAUGGUGCGCAGUCGCUUUUCACGCUGUAGCCGCGCUCUGCGUGGCAUGGUCGUUAUAUGUACUCGUUGAACGAUCCGUAGAGGAGGCCCGACGCGGAUUCGUCGACUGGUCCUUCUGGACCAAAUUGAUAGUCGUCGUGAUUGGUUCUACUGGCGGAUUAGUUUUUAUGUAUAUUCAAUGCAAAGCGUAUAUUACAUUAUGCAGAAAGUGGCGAGCAUUUAAUAGGGUGAUAUUUAUUCAAAAUGCUCCCGAGAAAGUGGUGCUUCCUUCCUCACCUACGGACUCUUUAAGAGAAGUUACCCUACCUUUGAAGGACCCAACUGCCUCGGUGGCUGAGCUCAACCGCACUCUGUUACCCCGUACCAUAGAUCCUCCAUGUGCCUCGCAAAUGGCGAAGCCCGAUUCUACCGCGCCACCGCAGAGGCACGAUGCUCAACUGAAACUUUACGUAUUCGACAAAUUGUCUUCGUCCGAGGACAAUCUAUAAUACUUCGGAGACGGAAACGGUCGUUAAAAAAAUCCGUGCGUUUGGAAGGUGAUUAGCCAAAUUUCACGGUUCGGAGUUAUGGAGCGCGUCCUGGACGCGUGGAACCGAAUAAUUUUCAAACUAUACGAUUUCGUAACUCGGAGCGGAAUUAUCCUUGUCGAAGUCGUUAAAUAUCCGCCCUUGUACGCAGCACCUUUUUUCCCCGAAACUUAGUACUUCAGUGCUUACAGUGUUGACAAGUGAGAUAGAGACGGAAGCGGACAGCCCGAAAAUGCUGGCGCUUUCUUAUGUACAUAAUUAUUGUAUCUGUGAUGUUAUUAAAUAAACUUUACCAUAUUUAAACGA